This is a messenger RNA of Penicillium arizonense, 771 nucleotides long. RefSeq lists its product as uncharacterized. The transcript has a single exon. Lineage: Eukaryota; Fungi; Ascomycota; Eurotiomycetes; Eurotiales; Aspergillaceae. Bases 1 to 771 code for a protein of 256 amino acids. The record is from RefSeq and is a predicted model, not a curated record.
AUGACGCCCAACUACGAGGUCAGGCUCUUGCUCGACCCGGAUGCGGUGCUCAGCUCUAAACCCGAGCUAGCAGACACUGUCCUAUCGACUUUUCAUGUGGCCUCAACCACCAAGAUGAAUGUCCAGUUCCUCGACACGUGCUCCAAGGAUAUCUAUAUAGCCGGCUGGAGCGCCCGUAUACGCAAGGCCGAAAAUGAUGACUUGGAGCUGACGUAUAAGAAGCGGUAUGCCAUCUCGGGUGGCGAAAUUGACGCCGCUCUUACAACGGCUAAAGAAGAUGAUUUUGACGACGGUGAUAAAAAAUAUGAAGCGCAAGUUGAAUGGGGAUACCAGAAGCAGACGCUUUCUAUCAGCCGCAAGAAAAAUAUAAAGAAUUCUAGGGAUAGCGGAACCGAUUUGCCAGGAGAAAGCAAGUCGCGUAAAUUGCUGAUCGAUGAAGCGCCGGAUAAGUUUGACAACUGGUAUCCCAACAAAUGGGGUACCAGCGCAUUGGCGAUCUCAUGCAUUUUUGGUCCGGUCCUCGUCACGCGCUUCGUUGGCAAGUGGAACGACAUGCCGCUAAAUCUUGAGGUCUGGCCCCUGCUCAAUUCCGAUCGUACGGGCAUUGAGUACAUCAUCGAGGCGUCUUUCAAGACGGACAGCCGCUCGACAGCCUCGGUUGAAGGAGGCAACUUGGUCGCCUACUUGCAAAGCAAGAAUUGGUUUCUCGCACAGGACUCGCUGAAGACGCAGCUUAUUAUGGAGCGCUACGGACGUGCAAAAGUUGUUUGA